Molecule: messenger RNA, 1077 nt
Organism: Aspergillus calidoustus
Lineage: Eukaryota; Fungi; Ascomycota; Eurotiomycetes; Eurotiales; Aspergillaceae
Source: the annotation of a GenBank genome assembly
AUGGCCCCCUCAAUGGGCCUGCUCAACACAAUCGGCGUGCUACACGCGUGGACCGUGACGAACUUAUGCGAAGUCGCAGGUCCUAUAUUCGAUAGCCGCGGCGUCCUCCCUGUCGUCCUACCGGGCUCAAUCGGCCUGAUCGCGUCGAUAUUCUGCUUUAGCGAGAGUACUGAAUACUACCAAAUCCUCCUCUCCUUCAGCAUCCUCGGCGGCCUUUCCUCAUGCUGCCUCUUCACCUCCGCAAUAUCAGCCUUGGGCCACUGGUUCGACGCGAAUCGCGGGCUCGCCACGGGGCUCGCCUGCACAGCCGGCGGGCUCGGCGGUGUCUUCUUCAGCCUGAUCAUCCUCUACGUCUCCCCCGUCCUCGGCUUCGCAUGGGCGAUGUGGAUCAUCGGGAUGAUUUCCCCGGCCCUGUGUACCCUUGCCUGUCUCCUCCAGAUGAGGUUGCCAGCCAACAAUGAGGCCGGGAUGGCGGUUGAUUUUGGCGCGUUGAGGGAUGGCAGGUAUGCGCUUACGAUGGCCGCGAUUUGGCUCGUGGAGUUUGCGGCGUUUAUCCCGUAUGCGUAUCUCGUUUCGUAUGGGCUGCAUGCGGGGGUGGGACGCGAUGUCUCGUACCAGCUGUGUAAUUUGCUCAACGUCGGCGCGAUCCCUGGCCGCGCACUCCCGGGGAUCCUGGCCGAUCGCCUGGGGCGGUUCAACAUCAUGGUAGUGACGGCGAUCGGGUGCGCGCUCUCGACGCUCGCGCUGUGGUAUUGUGCUGGGAGUAAUCGGGGUGCUGUGGUUGCGUAUGCGGUUCUCUACGGGUUCUGGUCCGGGGCGGCGAUUAGCUUGACGCCUGUGUGUAUCUUGCAGGUUUGUCGGAUGGAGGAUUAUGGGAAGCGGAAUGGGACGGCGUUUACGCUUGUUAGUCUCGGGACGCUUACGGGGAUUCCCAUGGCUGGGGCGAUUCAGGAGAGUGAGGAGGGUGGGUUUUCAGGGUUGAUUAUCUUUGCUGGGGUGCUGUAUUUGGCUGCUGCGGGGGCUUUUCUUCUUGCGAGGGGGGUUGCCGGGGGUUGUGGGGUUAGAGUCAGCUUUUGA